This is a messenger RNA of Westerdykella ornata, 1190 nucleotides long. RefSeq lists its product as uncharacterized. Gene Ontology annotation, cellular component: mitochondrial large ribosomal subunit. Gene Ontology annotation, molecular function: structural constituent of ribosome. The record is from RefSeq and is a predicted model, not a curated record. The transcript has 2 exons. Bases 58 to 894 code for a protein of 278 amino acids. NCBI's taxonomy places the organism in Eukaryota, Fungi, Ascomycota, Dothideomycetes, Pleosporales, Sporormiaceae.
CGCAUCUCAGUUGGCAACCAACUGAUAGAGCCAUGAGUGCAGCUUCGUUUUGAGCCUAUGCUACCUAGAUGGAGAGGUUUUGCAAAGCUACAUGCCAGGCAGGGCCACCAACCAAUCAACUUCACUCGCAAAUACAUUAUUCCAUCUCCGCCCAAACUUUCUCCCCAUCCCAAACAACCUCAACAUCCACCAUCCAACCCAACGGCGAAAACAAAACCCCCCACAGUCAUGCGUCCCAACACGCAACCCCUUCUCCUCCGGCGCCUUCCCCAGCAGCACCGCAUCUCCCUCCUCCCCGUCACCCAAACCCGCCACGAAUCCUCAACAAGGCGGCACACAAAACUCCUCCGCAUCCCCGAAUCCCCCUCCUACACCCCCUCAGGCGCCUCCCCUUCCCUCAUCUUCAACCCCCCCUCCGCCGCGCCCAACGUCUACCACACGCCGCUGAAAUUCCUGCCUCGCGACGACGAGCGCCGGAAACUUUACGAGGUGGCACUCACCUACGCGACCACGACCGCGCACCGACGACAGACAUCGCCCAUCGCGGCACCGGGGACUCCGCUCUCGGCGCCGUCGCACCUACCUCCUAAGCCGUCUACGUCGCUCCCGCCGGCCGUGCGUGCACCCUACGAGAAGAAGUACCAUCUCACCGAGGCGGAUAUCGAGGAGAUACGGCGGUUGAGGGCCGAGGAUCCGGAGCAUUGGACGAGAGUGAGGUUGGCGGAGAAGUUUGGAUGUAGCCAGUUUUUCGUGGGCAUGGUGGCCAAGAAUGCGGAGAAGGCGGAGCGGGUGGCGGCGGAGCAUCAGAAGGCGAGGGAGAGGUGGGGGGCGAGGAGGAGGAUGGCCAGAGAGGAUCGGGCGAGGAGGAAGGUGCUUUGGGGGAGGGAUGCGUAGGGGGGUGGAAUGAGCUAAUAGGGCUGUUUUGCGAGGAGAGCACGGUAUGGGUGAUGAGGGUGAGAGCGUGGAAAGAUAUUACGAUCAUCUUGUCCGACAGCGCUACUUGGAGCUUUCGGCCUGGAGGUAUAUGUACAAAUGUAUGUGCUACAUCUGGGUGUACGAUAUCAAAAGAGGUGGCAUAGAAGGGCUGAGAGUGCGUCUGAAAUUUCAGGCGAGUUCAUUGUAUCAUAUCCUUUCCAUCUAUAUCAUAGACUGCUUCGAAUGCAGUCACUAUCAGCCAUACCUUCAGUCUC